AUGUGUUCUUCAGAAGCUAGGGCGUACCCCAGAAGCGACGCGCAUUGUCCUCGCCCGGGCAAUGUGGCAAAUAUGCGAGGGCUACCGGCUAGAGGACAAAGCCGGCCAAAGAAGUUAGUCCGCCAUCGCCAGCAACAUCCAGUGCGCUUGGCAACACUUAACGUUGGGACGCUUACUGGAAGAAGUCGUGAACUGGCAGACAGUCUCAGAAAACGCCGUGUUGACAUAUGUUGUGUACAGGAGACUCGCUGGAAAGGCUCCAAGGCAAGGGAAUUAGGCGAUGGCUACAAGCUGAUCUACCACGGCACAUCAAAUCGCAACGGCGUUGGUAUCAUAUUGAACGAGUCGUUUAGAAAUAGCGUCACAGCGGUGGAUCGACCAUCAGAUCGCUUGAUGGCUGUAAAAGUAGAUACAGGAGAAGUGGAAUUGCGAGUCGUCUCUGCUUAUGCGCCACAGAUGGGCUGUAGUGAAGAAGAGAAGGCGUGCUUUUGGGAAGAUCUGGAGCAGUACGUCCAAUCCCUGGAAAGCGAAGAAGUACUUUUAAUCGGAGGAGACUUCAACGGACAUGUCGGUUCCCGGAAAGACGGAUUCGAGAGUUGUCAUGGUGGAUACGGCUAUGGAGCUCGUAACGACGACGGGUUGCGAAUCCUGGAGUAUGCUGUUGCAAGUGACUUGAUCAUUGCUAACACGCAGUAUCAGAAAAGAAAAUCGCAUUUGAUCACGUACACCAGCGGCGGUCGUGAAACACAAAUAGAUUUCUGGAUGUUACGCCGACGAGAUCGCCGACUUCUGCAGGAUUCAAAAGUCAUUCCUACAGAUCAUGUCGCUGCCUAA
Messenger RNA from Necator americanus (New World hookworm), 834 nucleotides. RefSeq lists its product as uncharacterized. The coding region runs from base 1 to 834 and encodes 277 amino acids. The record is from RefSeq and is a predicted model, not a curated record. Gene Ontology annotation, molecular function: catalytic activity. The transcript has a single exon. Gene Ontology annotation, cellular component: nucleus. NCBI's taxonomy places the organism in Eukaryota, Metazoa, Nematoda, Chromadorea, Rhabditida, Ancylostomatidae. Gene Ontology annotation, biological process: chromatin remodeling.